CUAAGGUCACUGGCUAGGAUGGGAAUGUGACAUUCUCUGAUGUGCUGAUGUGCUGAUGUAAACUUCAGGAAUAGCAGAUAUCCUUCGAUCUUCUCCCUCUCAUGUUAGGGGUUUUAAACUGCUCUACAAGGUUUGAGAAUGAUUUCUGCGUUCACGAGCCUCAGACACUUUGGCACAACCACGAUGAGGAGAGCUGCGUCUGAGUUUAGAAUGACUGUCCCAUGGGGAGAGAUGAGAGGUCAGGUUUGGGGUCCUCCUCAUGGCCGUCCCGUGCUGUGUUUGCACGGUUGGGCUGACAACAGCGGAUCCUUCAAUACCCUGAUUCCAUUGCUUCCUAAAGACUGGAGAUUCGUUGCCAUUGAUCUUCCAGGUCAUGGCUUCUCGUCUCAUAGGCCUGAUGGAUGCUUUUACACGUUCCCUUUGUAUGUGGCAGAUGUUCGGCGAGUUGUUGAAGCUCUUCAGUGGAAGCGAUUCUCCAUAAUUGGACAUAGUAUGGGUGGUAAUGUGGCAGGAAUAUUUAGCGCGUUGUACCCAGAGAUGGUUGAAGACGUAGUUCUCUUGGACACUUAUGGGUUUCUCCCGACAGAAGUGAGUGACAUGUUUAAAAACAUGAGAAAAGGGAUAAAUGAUCAAAUCCAUUAUGACAGCAAGAUGGAUGAAAGGAAAGAGAAGGUGUACACGUACGAGAAAGCCAAAGAAAGGUUGAAGGUUGCAAACCCCUUCCUGUCGGAUCAGUCUGCAGAUAUUCUGUUGGAGCGAGCAAUCAAAGAGGUUGAGGGAGGAUUUAUAUUUACCAGAGACUUCAGGAUCAACCUGAAAAAUAUUGUAAAUUUUAACAUGCAGCAUGUCCUCUAUUUGAUGUCACUUAUUAAAGCCAGAGUGAUGCUACUGCUGGCAAAUGAGGGUCUGUUCAAAACGUUUCCUCUACCUAAUGGAUAUAGUGAUAUGAUUCUGAAGAGCUGGACUGAUCAAAAAGCCACCGUUCUUCACGUAGAAGGAGACCAUCACAUUCACCUCAACAAACCCGAGUCUGUGGCCUCCAUAAUCACUGAUUUUCUUCAGUCACACAGUCCUGACAAAGCAGAAAGUGAAUUUGACAACAACCAAACAUCGAAAUUAUAACACAGAUUCAAGCAAUGAAGUAUGCACAUCAUUCAAAGUUUCACAUCAUUAACCAAUCCUCAUUUUGUCUUAUACAAUGAUACUUUUUUAAAGCAUAACAAACUUUAGAUUUAUUUUCUCAUAUUUAAAAAAUGGUGUUUUAUUAGAAAGCCUUCUGAACAUUUGCAGUAUUUUUGCACUCCGUUCAUCCAUGGGUCUUCCAGUUCUCGCCUCACCUUGCUUUUUGAGGUGCGGAUUAACACUAUUAAUUUAGCAAAAUACAUUGCUUUGAAUUUUGGUUUAAUGUUUUGGCCUUGUCAUAAAAGCCAGUGUUCUGUGGAGUUGGUUAAGUUAAUGACUUUCUGUAUUUUGUGGAAAUGAAAAUUAAAGAUUAAAACUGCUGAGCUGGAAACAAAAUGUAAAAACAGUUUAACUAUG
This is a messenger RNA of Pimephales promelas (fathead minnow), 1539 nucleotides long. It is a transcript of the gene serhl, whose product is annotated as serine hydrolase like. Gene Ontology annotation, cellular component: membrane. Lineage: Eukaryota; Metazoa; Chordata; Actinopteri; Cypriniformes; Leuciscidae. The record is from RefSeq and is a predicted model, not a curated record.